UCAUCAUCAAUCCUGGUCUUCUUUAAUGUCUUUUUCUUCUUACUGGCUUCGAUCAUUCAAUUGCAGAGACAUCAAAACUCUUAAAAUAAUCCAUGGAAAAUUCAUAGUCUCAAACAAUUAUCACAAACCCAUAUCCAUCCAACCCAUGUUCAUCACUCUCUACACUCAUUUUCAAGAUCUGGAAAGUUCCAUACUCGUAUUUCAAUCAAUUCGAGAACCAAAUACCGUAUCUUGGAACUCAAUCAUCAAAUCCCAUAUUCAAUUCGGCUAUGGAGAUUCAGCCAUCUCACUUUAUCGUCAAAUGCGAAACUUCAACAUUCAACACGAUGAUUUCACCUUGCCGAUACUAAACCAAUCAGCACUUUCAAUUCAUAAUGGAUUAUCAUUUCUCAAUGCUCUUCUUUCUUUAUCAAUUCGGUUAGGUUUGGGAUCAGAACUGUAUUUCUGCAAUACCAUGAUUGCUCUGUAUGUGAAAUGUGGGGAUUUUAGUUAUGCUCGUCAACUGUUCGAUGAAAUGCCUGAUAGGGAUGUUGUUUCAUGGACAUCAAUUAUCUCUUGCUGUAAUUAUGAAGGGAAUAUUGACAUUGCUUUCAAGCUGUUUAAGGAAAUGAAUAUAGUUUUUAAACCUACCUCAAUAACAAUGGUGGUCAUGUUUGAUUCUUGUUGUUCAUUGUAUCAAGGUAAGCAGUUACAUUGUUAUGUAAUCAAAAUAGGAUUUCCCAUUGAAGAAUCUCUGCAAAACUCGAUUUUGAAAAUGUAUACUGAUAAUGGGCAGCAAGAUGAAGCUGAAAAUUUCUUUGAGGAAAUACCCAUGAAAGAUUAUGUCUCUUGGAAUAUCAUGAUCAUGCAUGCAGCUAAAAAGGGAAACUUUAUGAACGCUGUCGAGUUGUUUAAACGAAUGCGGUUUAAAUUAGGAUUGAAAACAGAGACACUCACAAUCAUGAUCUCGAAUAAUAUCAAUCUCUUGCAUGGUGGAAUGAUACAUUGUUUGUCGAUAAAGUACGGGCUUGACGGGGAUUAUGUUUUUCGUACUUCAUUGUUGGAUUUCUACGCUAAAUUCGGCGAGUUGAAAAAUUCGACUCGAGUUCUUACUGAAAUGCCAUUCAAGAACGAAGUUACUUGCAACGCGAUGAUGUCUGCCUUUGUAAAAUGUGGUGCUUAUGACGAGGCCAUCCGUUUGUUCAACCGAGUAAUUCAUUACUCCGAUAUCAAUCCAACGGCUCUAAUCUUCACGACUCUCAUCUCCGCGUAUUCCCAUAUCGGAGCAUUACGUCUUGGUAAAGUUCUUCACGGUUAUUUGAUAAGAACUUUGUUAUACAAUAAUCAAAACACUUCUCAUUUAGAGACUUCCAUCUUAAACAUGUAUCUUAAUUGUGGAAGCAUUUCGUAUGCUAAAGCAUGUUUCGAAAAAAUAGUUACUAAAGAUAUCGUGACAUGGACGACCAUGAUAGACGGUUAUGGCAUUCAUGGUCUAGGUGUCGAAGCUCUUCAACUUUUCGAUAGGAUGUUGAAGGAAGAAGAAGGAAUUAUGACACGAAGUGGAACAAGUAUAAGCAUAAGUAUAACUUUCUUGAGCUUGUUAUCGGCUUGUAGCCACUCGGGCUUACUAAAUGAAGGAUUUAGAGUAUUUAAUUUAAUGAAAUGGGAAUUUGGAAUUGAACCGGACUUGGAUCAUUACACUUGUGUAGUGGAUAUGUUGAGUCGAGCUGGGAAUUUGAAAGAGGCUAUAUGCAUGAUUCUUAAACGGGUGGUUUUACCCGAUGGUAGGAUUUGGGGAGCAUUGCUUGCGGGUGCCCGAGUUUAUGGAAGUGAGGAAGUUUUCGGGGAAUAUGUUGCUUCUAGGGUUCUUGAAUUGGAACCGGAUAAUGUUGGAUAUUAUACUUUGGUUAGUAAUAUGGAAGCUAAAGUUGAGAAAUGGGGUGAAGUUGAAGAGAUUAGGAAAUGCAUGAGAAAUAAAGAUUUGGUUAAGAAACCGGGUUGUAGUUAUGUUGAAGCGGGUGGGUCGAUCCACGGGUUCGUUUCCGGGGAUAGAUCGCAUUCGAAAACGUUUCAAAUAUAUGAGUUGUUGGGUGGUUUAACGGGCCAAAACUCAGGGAUUUAA
Molecule: messenger RNA, 2101 nt
Organism: Impatiens glandulifera
Lineage: Eukaryota; Viridiplantae; Streptophyta; Magnoliopsida; Ericales; Balsaminaceae
Product: pentatricopeptide repeat-containing protein DOT4, chloroplastic-like
Exons: 1
Coding region: 26-2101 (691 amino acids)
Biological process (GO): RNA modification
Molecular function (GO): RNA binding; protein binding
Source: RefSeq, a predicted model, not a curated record